Panicum hallii is the source of this 950-nucleotide messenger RNA. RefSeq names its product transcription factor SCREAM2-like. Gene Ontology annotation, cellular component: nucleus. Gene Ontology annotation, biological process: regulation of DNA-templated transcription. The transcript has 3 exons. The coding region runs from base 186 to 701 and encodes 171 amino acids. Lineage: Eukaryota; Viridiplantae; Streptophyta; Magnoliopsida; Poales; Poaceae. Gene Ontology annotation, molecular function: DNA-binding transcription factor activity; sequence-specific DNA binding. The record is from RefSeq and is a predicted model, not a curated record.
UCAGUACUCAGUGCAUACAGUGCCGUCUACUGAUCUUCGAGAAAGGGAAAAAUAAGGGAGAUGAGAUAUCGAUCAUAUCUGUCUGCAACUUACCCGUCCUUGUAUAUAUAUCUAACCUGAGGAGCUUCCUUCCUGACAUCCUCAUUGCAGACCUACUAUGCUCUGGGGAUGUUAGGGAGAUAUAUAUGUCAGGAAAGGAGAAGAAACUCCAGCUUCUGCGCUCCGUUACAAACUCGAAUGCGGCAAACAAGACGUCAAUCCUGGUAGAUGCGUCGAAAUACAUCAAGGAGCUCAAGGACAAGGUUGAAGAAGCAGCCGCUGCUUCAUCGGCAGCUGACACUGACAGUAGCAGCUCCAGUAGUUCUGGCAGCGCCAUGGCAGCUGCAACAGUGAGCGUCUCAUCAGUGGAUCUGGAUAACAGCAACAGUAGCUGCAGGAGAGGAUUCCGGAUCAACGUGUCGAUGGAGACGACCCGGCCUGGGCUGCUGGUGUCCGUCCUGGAGGCUUUUGAGGACCUCGGCCUCGACGUCCUGGACGCCGACGUCUCCUGCGCCGACGACACCGCCUUCCGCCUCCAGGCGCUCGGAUCAGGUCAGGGCCAGCAGCAGGGUGGAGGAAGUGGAAGCGUGGAUGAGCAAAAGGUUCGCCAAGCGGUGUUGCAGGCCAUCAGCAAAUGCAUGAACGAUGAUGACGAUGAGUAACAGAUUGCUUAUCGGUUGCAUUGCAUACAGAGGAGCAUGAAAGAAUAAUCCUGAACUUUGCCAUUAUUGGUCCUUGGAGCGCAAGCUGCUUGGCCAAGGAAUAAUUCGUCAAGUUAAAAAUAUAGUUUUCUGUCGUUCCUCAGCAUGGUUAAUUUCACAACGGACGCUACUAGCUACUUCAAGUGGUCUUGUUACUUUGUAAUAGCAUUUUCUAUCCAAAUAAAAGAAGGUAACUAAGGGACAAGCAAA